UUCGUUUGCUCCUUUGUCCGCUUUUAGCAUUACCAAGUCUAGUUGAAGCGGCGAAGCGCAUCGGACACGUAUAGCCGCAACACAUAGGAUGUAUUUCAAAUAUCGUGAUAGAUCUUUUGCCUAUAUUUGAUUAUAAUGGAUAAACACUUUUGACGAAGUGGUUUCGCACAGUUUGAUGUCGUAGGGGUUGGCGGUGAAGGGAGUCUCCGCCCGCCCUCCGCUCGCGAUGGGCAACCACACGGAGGAUGUCGCCUCCACGCUAUCGUCGUUCUGCGGGCCGCCGGUCGCCGGCGACGACGGCAGCUUCCUGCGCAGCGACUGCCGCACGGGGGCGCUGGCGGCGGGCGUGCACUGCGCGUUCGCCGUCGCCGUGGUGCCGUGCAUCGUCUACCUGCGCCACCGCUACAGGAACAAGUCGUGGCUGCGGCUGCGCUGCCACAACCUCCGCUGGUUGGUGACGACGGCGCUACUAAUGCUGGCGCUCGGAUGGAUCGCGGAAGCCAUCUUGACAGACUGCGCUUCGUCGUCGGCGGCAGCGGCGCGACCGUACGCGCACGUUCUGUCGACGUCCCUACUCGUCGCCGUCACGUGUAGUAUUAUUUAUUACCACACCAUCGAAAUUCGAAAUCUACCUCUGCUGCUCGUACUGCUGCUGUGUUACUGGACGUUGGGCAUCGUGGCGCAUGGCGUGAGGGUAGCCUCGUUGUACAGUAGACUCGCAAACGGCGCCGCCGUCGGCGGUCCGAGGCUGUUCCUCGACUCUUCGGUCUUCAUCCUCUUCGUCGUUCUCCUGCUGAUAGAGUGCUAUCUGUUCCUGCAGGCACGGGUAAGUCGAGUUGCUGCUACUGAGAGCCACUAUCUUACUAUUCUCUAUCUCUACUCCCUCUAGCUCUAUCACCUGUAGUCUAUAUAUCGCUAUGUUACAGAACCAUACAGGCAUGGGUAAGUCACAGGUCUGUCGAAUUGCUGCACCUGAGAGCCACUAUCUUACUAUUCUCUAUUCCUACUCCCUCUAGCUCUAUCACCGAUAGCCAUUAGCCUAUAUAUCUCUCUUUAUGUUACCGAACAA
This is a messenger RNA of Priapulus caudatus, 1069 nucleotides long. Its product is annotated as ATP-binding cassette sub-family C member 8-like. NCBI's taxonomy places the organism in Eukaryota, Metazoa, Priapulida, Priapulimorpha, Priapulimorphida, Priapulidae. Bases 227 to 889 code for a protein of 220 amino acids. The record is from RefSeq and is a predicted model, not a curated record. The transcript is spliced from 2 exons.